AUGGGCCUAAUCAAGACGACUUGCAAUGAACUGGUCAGACUAUAUUGGUCUAGUCGCUGCGUCAGACUAGUUUUCGCUCUCAUUCAAAUAUGCGCCGUCACCAUUAUAAGCUUCACGAUCCAAUGCCAGCUCGACGGAAUUCCGAUUUUCACCGAAAUCUCAAUCUUCGACCUGUUGCGCUUUGUAGCGGAGUACCACUUACGCUCGGUGAAAAACUUUCUGUUCCAAGUACGCUACUGGAGUUACUACAACGAAGAUGGCUUGCUCGUAGUGAACGUGCCCAGCUCGCUUCCGCGCAUGUGCUGA
Molecule: messenger RNA, 306 nt
Organism: Oikopleura dioica
Lineage: Eukaryota; Metazoa; Chordata; Appendicularia; Copelata; Oikopleuridae
Source: the annotation of a GenBank genome assembly